AUGUUUCAUCUGCGUGAUCUACUUAAUAAUGAAAUGGCAUGGAACGAUGUUAAAAAUUCAAGUGCUACGAGAUACGCGUCAAAGACAAGCGAAGAUAAUGAUAAUGAUAUAAAUAAAACUUCUGAACUUGUGCAUAAUGAAGCAAUGCAAAAAUCAAAAAAGCUGAUAGAAAAUUCGAUGAUGAACGAAAUGUCUCCAAUGUGUUUAAACACAGAUACGGUCGAAACGAUAAACCAACAACAAAGUUCGACAAAUAGUAAACUUCAGUUCGUUGCCAAUAAUCAACUUACAGCAAUGUCAUUUCGUAAACAAAUCCCAACGACACACAGAUCAUGGUCAACAGAAGACACUCAACAUCGACAUCAUGUACAGUUACAACAACAACAUUAUCAAAAAACAGUGAAGAGUGAAACAAGACCGGUUGAUUCAGUAAAAAUCAAUUUUAAUAACCAGCCAGAUGAAAAAUUACAUGAUGCAUCAAAUUAUAAACAAAUAUAUCGAGAUCUUGAACGAUUUCAAAAACAAAUACGAGAAACAACCGGUUCAAUAACAAUACGAGAAUAUAGCUAUAUGGCAAACGAAUGUAGAUGUGAUAAACAGAAUGACGAUGAAACGGAAGAAAAAUUGUCAAGUAUUGAAAAAAACAAAGAUUUUAUUGACUACGAAUAUAUUAUCUGA
Messenger RNA from Didymodactylos carnosus, 678 nucleotides. The record is from the annotation of a GenBank genome assembly. NCBI's taxonomy places the organism in Eukaryota, Metazoa, Rotifera, Eurotatoria, Philodinida, Philodinidae.